Molecule: messenger RNA, 1342 nt
Organism: Vigna unguiculata (cowpea)
Lineage: Eukaryota; Viridiplantae; Streptophyta; Magnoliopsida; Fabales; Fabaceae
Gene: NFD3
Product: Ribosomal L18p/L5e family protein
Biological process (GO): translation
Cellular component (GO): ribosome
Molecular function (GO): structural constituent of ribosome
Source: RefSeq, a predicted model, not a curated record
UAAAAAUUGAGUACUCAGUUCUUUCUUUCUACUAAGGAAGAAACGAAACAGAAAAUCAGAACCCUAACAUUACAACAAGAAACCAAUGUAUCGAUUUUUCUCUUGCAUUCGCCAUGGUCGUGGAUCUUCUCUUGUAUCUCUCCUUGCACCCAAACCUGCGCUUCCAUUCGAUGCCGCUGUGCGACCUCGCCACUUACCUCUAAACGACGGACACGUUAGGGGAUUUUCUAGUUCAAAUUUUGAUUGGAGGAUUCAAACUAGCCAGAAUGUGAAUGAAGAGGGGAAUGCUCGUCCAAACUUCAUGCAGAAUUUAGAAAACAGAAACCCCAGAAACUGGAAUAAUGUGAACCAGAAUGUGAAUGCAGAGGGGAAUGCUCGUCCAAACUUCAUGCAGAAUUUAGAAAACAGAAACCCCAGAAACUGGAAUAAUGUGAACCAGAAUGUGAAUGCAAAUGCCAACGCCUAUCCAAAUUUUAUGCAGAAUAUAGGGAACAGGAAUCCCAGAAUGUGGAAUAAUCUGGGCCAGAAUGUGAAAGCAAAUGAAGACGCCCCUCCCGAUUUUAUGCAAGAAAAAGAGAACAUAAACCUCGAAAGUGAGAAUGAUGCUGGGACUGGCUUGAAUUCUAGGCCUAUGGACUUUGUAAGAGGAAUUUUAGAUGGAGAUAAUUUUACGAGAGGUUCUUCUUUUGAGUAUCAGUAUGAGCAGGAUGCCGAUCAUGUUCAUAUAAAGAUGUUACGUAAUAAUACCUUUGUGACUGUAACAGAUUCUAAAGGAAAUGUUAAACUCAGUGGCUCUGCUGGUUCAUUGAAAGACCUGAAAUCAGGGCAAAAGCUUUCUAGGUAUGCCGCCGAGGCAACUGCGGAAGUUGUGGGCCGGAGAUCUAGGGGUUUGGGAUUGAAAUCUGUGGUCAUGAAAGUGAAUGGAUUUACCCAUUUCAGAAGAAAAAGGCAAGCAAUACUGAGCUGGAAGGAGGGCUUUACUGCUGAUUCUCGAGGCGGUAGAAAUCCAAUUGUAUUCAUUGAAGAUACCACUAGAAAACCCCAUAAUGGCUGCAGAUUACCAAAGAAACGGCGUAUUUAGGUGUUUGUUAUUGAGGUGGUCGGAGAAAACAUUAUUUUACUUGGAUGAAGACACACUUUAGGUCCUGUUUUGGGCACAUGAUGAUACUUAUCUUGAGCACAUUAUUUGUAGACUAUCCAUUUCCUUCCUCCUUUGUACAAUUUUGAAGAUUCAAUAACCAGAACUUUCUGUAACAGUAUUUACUACUGAUUGUUGAUUUUGUGUCACUGUCGACCAUCCUUUUAUACAUUGAAUGAAUAUUAAAGUCGGCAAUUAUUAAUA